Molecule: messenger RNA, 4791 nt
Organism: Oikopleura dioica
Lineage: Eukaryota; Metazoa; Chordata; Appendicularia; Copelata; Oikopleuridae
Source: the annotation of a GenBank genome assembly
AUGUCGUUGGACCUGAGCAUAUUCCAGGAUGCGGCCCCGUACCUCCGAAUGUCCGAGGAGAAAAAGAUGGAGAUCAUGGCCAAGCAGAUCGCUUUGGCUAAGCAGAUCGGUGGCCCCAAGCCCGUCUGGGUCCCUACUCCCGAGGAUGCCGAUAUGGGUUACACCCGAGGUAAAUGGUCCGAGACCAAGGGCGGUAUGGCCCAGCUCGUCCGAGACGACAACGAAGAAGUUUACCAGGUCAAGGAGGAAGAUGUUAUGGAAUGCAACCCUCCCAAGUACCACCAGUGUGAAGACAUGGCCAACUUGACUUACCUCAACGAAGCCUCUGUCCUCGACGUUCUCCGAUCUCGAUACACUGAGUUCCUUAUCUACACCUAUUCUGGUCUUUUCUGCGUCACUGUUAACCCAUACAAGAUGCUCCCCGUGUACGCCAUGUACUGUAUCGACGCCUACCGUGGCCGUAAGCGAAACGAAAUGCCCCCUCACUUGUACGCCGUCGCUGAUACUGCCUACCAGCAGAUGUUGACCUACCGAGAAAACCAGUCUAUGCUUAUUACUGGUGAGUCUGGUGCCGGUAAGACCGUCAACACCAAGAAGGUCAUCCAGUACUUCGCCCUCGUCGCUGCCGCUGGCGCUCCCGCUUCUGGCAACAGCAAGGGUGCCAAGUCUGCCAAGGACAUGACCCUCGAAGACAAGAUCGUCUCCGCCAACCCUGCCCUUGAAGCUUUCGAUGUCCACUUCGAACUUCACCACUACGCUGGUACCGUCGGUUACAACAUCGCUGACUGGCUCGAGAAGAACAAGGAUCCCGUCAACGCUUCCGUUGCUGCUCUCUAUCAGAAGUCCUCCCUUCCUCUCCUCAAGACCACUUGGGAGACCUGGGUUGACCCCGCUGAAGAAGGCUCCGGCGGUGGCGGAAAGAAGAAGAAGAAGGGUGGCGGAAAGACUGUCUCUGCUGCUCACAAGGAAUCCCUUGGUAAGCUCAUGACCACCCUCCGAUCCACUUCUCCUCACUUCGUCCGUUGCGUCGUCCCCAACGAGUCCAAGAACCCCGGUGUCAUGCUUGCUCACCUCGUCCUCCAUCAGCUCCGAUGUAACGGUGUCUUGGAAGGUAUCCGUAUUUGCCGACUUGGUUUCCCCAACCGUAUGCCAUACGGUGACGUCAAGCAGCGAUACCGAAUCUUGAACCCUGCUAUGCUCCCCGAGGGUCAGUUCAUGGACAACAAGAAGGCUUGCGAGAAGCUCAUGGCUUCCCUUCCCGUUGAUCACGACAAGUACCGAUUCGGUCACACCAUGAUCUUCUUCCGAGCUGGUUUCCUUGGUGUUAUGGAGGAUCUUCGAGAUAACCGACUUUCCGCCAUUCUCUCCGGUCUCCAGGCCCGUGGUAAGGGUAGACUUAUGCGAGUCGAGUUCAACAAGCUCGUCGAGCGACGUGAAGCCCUCCGAACUGUCCAGUCCAACUGGAGAAACUUCAUCAAGCUCAAGUCCUGGCCAUGGAUGGACAUCAUCUACAAGAUCAAGCCUCUUCUCCAGACCGCUGAGGAGAUGAAGAAGAUGGAGCGAAUGCUUGAGGAGGCCGAGCAGACCAAGAAGGAUCUUGAGGUCGAGCGAAAGAAGCGAAAGGACCUCGAAGAGCAGGUCGUCAUGCUCUCCCAGGCCAAGAACGAUCUCGUCAUCCAGCUUAACGCUGAGAUCCAGUCCAGCGAAGAUGCUGAGGACCGAUGCGACUCCCUCAUCAAGACCAAGGUCGAGCUCGACGGCAAGAUCAAGGAACUCCAGGAGCGAAUCGAAGACGAGGAAGAACUCAACAACGAGCUCGUCACCAAGAAGCGAAAGCUCGAGGACGAAUGCUCCGAAUUGAAGAAGGAUAUUGAUGAUCUUGAACUCACCCUCGCCAAGGUCGAAAAGGAGAAGCACGCAACCGAGAACAAGGUCAAGAACCUCACUGAGGAACUUGGUUCUCUUGAAGACACCAUCGCUAAGCUCCAGAAGGAGAAGAAGGCUCUCCAGGAAGCUCACCAGCAGACUCUUGAUGACCUCCAGGCCGAGGAAGACAAGGUCAACUCUCUCUCCAAGAUGAAGAACAAGCUCGAGCAGCAGGUCGAUGACCUCGAAUCUGCCCUCGAGGCCGAGAAGAAGGUCCGAAUGGAUCUUGAGCGAGCCAAGAGAAAGCUCGAGUCUGACGGCCGAAUGGCUGCCGAGACCAUCAUGGAUCUUGAGAACGACAAGCAGCGACUUGAAGAGAAACUCAAGAAGUCCGAAUUCGAAUACUCUCAGCUUUCCACUCGACUUGAAGACGAGCAGGCCCUUACUGCUCAGCUCCAGAAGAAGAUCAAGGAGCUCCAGGCUCGAAUUGAAGAGCUCGAGGAAGAACUCGAAUCUGAGCGAACCAUGCGAGCCAAGGUUGAGAAGCAGCGAUCUGAUCUCUCCCGAGAACUUGAGGAACUUUCCGAGCGACUUGAGGAAGCUGGUGGCCAGACUGCCGCUCAGAUCGAGCUUAACAAGCGACGAGAAGCCGAGAUGGCCAAGCUCCGACGAGACUUCGAAGAGUCCAAUCUCUCCCACGAGGCCCAGAUCUCUACUCUCCGAAAGAAGCACGCUGACACCGCCGCUGAAAUGUCCGAGACCAUCGACAACCUCCAGCGAGUCAAGCAAAAGCUCGAGAAGGAGAAGUCCGAGAUGAAGAUGGAGAUCGAUGAUCUUGCUUCCAACGUCGAGACUGUUACCAAGAACAAGCUCUCGUUCGAGAAGAUGUGCCGAAACCUCGAGGACCAGCUCCACGAGUCCCAGGCCAAGCAGGACGAGUUCGCCCGAGAAAUCAACGAACUCAACGCCAUCCGAGGCCGACUCCAGGCUGACAACCAGGAGAACGUCCGACAGAUCGAAGAGAAAGAACAGCUCGUCUCCCAGCUCACCCGAACCAAGAACUCCCAGGCUCAGCAGAUCGAGGAGCUCAAGCGAAACCUCGACGAAGAAUCCAAGGCCAAGGGUGCUCUUGCCCACGCCGUCCAGGCCGCUCGACACGACAACGAGCUCAUCAAGGAGCAGUACGAAGAAGAGCAGGAGGCCAAGGCUGAACUCCAGCGAUCUCUUACCAAGGCCAACACUGAAGUUUCUCAGUGGCGAACCAAGUACGAGACCGAUGCCAUCCAGCGAACCGAGGAGCUCGAGGAAGCUAAGAAGAAGCUUGCUGCUCGACUCCAGGAAGCCGAAGAGACCGUCGAAGCCACCCAGGCUAAGUGCGCUUCUCUCGAGAAGUCCAAGUCUCGACAGGCCGCUGAAAUCGAAGACCUCACCAUCGAACUCGAGCGAGCCACCCAGGCCGCUUCCCAGCUUGACAAGAAGCAGCGAAACUUCGACAAGAUCCUUGCCGAGGCCAAGCAGAAGCAGGAAGAAAUCCAGACCGAACUCGAACAGUCCCAGAAAGAAUCCCGAUCCCUCUCCACCGAGCUCUUCAAGACCAAGAACGCCUACGAAGAAUCCCUCGACGCCCUUGAGACCAUCAAGCGAGAGAACAAGAACCUCCAGGAAGAAAUCGCUGACUUCUCCGACCAGCUUGCUGAAUCCGGCAAAUCGAUCCACGAGCUCGAGAAGAACAAGCGAGCUGUUGAUGUUGAGCGAAACGAACUCCAGGCCGCCCUCGAGGAAGCUGAAGCCGCUGUCGAAUCCGAAGAAUCCAAGGUCCUUCGACUCCAGGUCGAAGUUGCCCAGAUCAAGCAGGACUUCGAGCGACGACUUGCUGAGAAGGACGAAGAAGUCGACAACUGCCGACGAAACGGACAGCGAGCUGUUGAAUCCAUGCAGACCACCCUUGACUCCGAAAUCCGAGCCCGAGGUGAAGCCAUCCGAGCCAAGAAGAAGAUGGAAUCUGACUUCAACGAUCUUGAAAUCCAGCUUGGUCAUGCUAACCGACAGUGCUCCGAAGCCCAGAAGGCCUUGAAGGCUCUCCAGCAGCAGAACAAGGAUCUCCAGGUCUCCGUUGAUGACUCCCAGCGAAACUCCGAAGAUCUCGCUGAGCAGGUUGCCGUUGUUGACCGACGAGCCAACCUUCUCCAGGGCGAACUUGAGGAACUCCGAGGUGCCCUUGAGCAGGCUGAACGAGGCCGAAAGCUCGCUGAAUCCGAGCUUCUCGAAGCCAACGAGCGAUCAGCCCUCCUCCACACCCAGAACACCGCCCUCAUCAACUCCAAGCGAAAGGUCGAGCAGGAAUUCCAGUCCGCCCAGUCCGAAGUCGAAGAGGCCGUCUCUGAGCAGCGAAACGCUGAGGAGAAGGCCAAGAAGGCUAUCUCUGACGCCGCUAUGAUGGCUGAGGAACUCAAGAAGGAGCAGGACCAGUCCGCUCACCUUGAGCGAAUGAAGAAGAACAUGGAGGCCACCAUCAAGGAUCUCCAGCUCCGACUCGACGAAUCCGAGCAGGUCGCCAUGAAGGGUGGCAAAAAGCAGAUCCAGAAGCUCGACCAGCGUGUCCGAGAACUCGAGAACGAGCUCGAUGCUGAGCAGAAGCGAACUGCAGACGCCCUCAAGAACCAGAAGAAACUCGAGCGAAAGCUCAAGGAAGUCGUCUACUCCGCUGAGGAAGACAAGAAGAACCUUGUCCGACUCCAGGACCUCGUCGACAAGCUCCAGAUCAAGGUCAAGACCUACAAGCGACAGGCCGAAGAAGCUGAAGAAGCCGCCAACGUCAACAUGUCCAAGUUCCGAAAGGUCCAGCACGAGCUCGACGAAUCUGAAGAGCGAGCUGAGAUGGCCGAGGCCACUCUUAACAAGGUCCGAGCCAAGUCCCGAGAUUAA